Paramisgurnus dabryanus is the source of this 7160-nucleotide messenger RNA. RefSeq names its product family with sequence similarity 83 member Gb (gene sack1gb). The record is from RefSeq and is a predicted model, not a curated record. NCBI's taxonomy places the organism in Eukaryota, Metazoa, Chordata, Actinopteri, Cypriniformes, Cobitidae. Gene Ontology annotation, biological process: signal transduction. Gene Ontology annotation, molecular function: protein kinase binding.
GCGUCACGCAACCCGUCGUCUGACCGCUUCCUCUUUCUAAACAGCUCUGUCUGGAGCUUCACCGAAGUGGGUCAAAGUAACACAAAAGCUCCACGGGGACUUAAAGCUCGGUUUAUUUCAAACACAAGACGGACAAAUGGAAGAAACUGUGAAAGUUUGGUCAGCGCCGCGUCGGUCUGAAGAUUAUCCGUCAACUUUUGCGAAAUCAGACAGCGUGGACCUGUUGAGCUGAAGCUCUCGUAUUUUGGAUCCAGUGAGGUGUGUUGGUGCUCCUCCCGGUCAGGUGACUAAGGUGUGUCGGAUCGUAGGAGAUGCUUUGUUCUCGUUUACCUGUCGGUGAAUUGAUACGCGUCUCCCGCGCGGCUUUAGUACUGAACCAGGACGCCGGGGGGAAAUGAUCAAAUAACUUCGGAUGAAUUGUUCACAUCUUUGGGUAACAAUAUCGCCUUUAUUUAUGCAUGUAAGUUAACCAAGCUUUUUCAUGCCUACGUUAUCGGUGAAUCCAAACAAAACAGAUCAAUCGUCUCACUUUUACCAUGGAAACGAUUUACCACAACCGCACGAGGAGUUAUUCUAGCACCCUUUAACUGUGGAAAUAAACUUUUCUUCUACCUUUAUUUGGGUAAAAUGAUUGUCUAAACUAACAACACGACACAGGACUGGGCGUUUUAUCGGUUUUAUUGGAUUAUAAAGUAACGUUACACAAUGGCUCUUUCUCAAGUCCAGUGUCUUGAUGACAAUCACGUGAAUUGGCGUCUUAACGAAUCCAAACCGGAGUUUUUUUACAGCGAGGAUCAGCGGCUCGCGCUCGAGGCGCUCAUCACCAAAGGACGCGACGCGUUUGACAGCUAUGUGAAAGAGCACGAGCUGCGUCCGUUCCUCUCGGACCCUGAACUCGAACAGCUCCGACGGAGUAUUGAGGAUUACGAACCCGGUUCCGAGCAUCAAAAAACGGAUGGCUUGACGGAGGGAGAUGACAGUGCUGUGUCUUUGCAGUACUGGCCGGACCGCUCGGACAUCGCCAUACCGAAUUUGGACCUCGGAUGGCCCGACUGCAAUUCGUAUCGUGGAGUCACGCGCGUCAACGUGUACACGCAGCCGCCGACGGACGGACAGACUCAUAUAAAAGAGGUGGUGAGAAAGGCCAUCGCGCAAGCACAGAAGAUGAUAGCUGUGGUAAUGGAUGUCUUCACAGAUGUUGACAUUUUUAAAGACCUAAUAGAGGUUGGAUUCAAAAAGAAAGUGGCUGUUUACAUAAUCAUAGAUUACGCGGCUGUACAGGACUUCCUAUUUAUGUGCGAGAGAGCAAAUAUGCACAGAGGACAUCUCAACCAUCUGCGGGUACGAUGCAUCGGAGGUGCGGAAUUUUACACCCGCUCGGCUCAAAAGGUGCAAGGGUCGUUGGGUUCGAGAUUCAUGUUUGUGGAUGGAGACCGUGCUGUGUCUGGAUCAUACAGUUUUACAUGGACAGCUUCUCGUAUGGAUCGUAACGUCAUUACAGUCCUGACAGGACAAGCUGUUGAAACCUUUGACAAGCUAUUCCGUGAGCUGUACUUGAACUCCCGUGGAGUCAACCUAUCCAAGGUUCCACUGAUAGAUCUUCCGGAGCCCGAGCCCACCAUUGUUACCGCCCCUCCCCCUGUAUCUGCGACUGUUGCAAGAAAGCUAAUUAAUCCUAAAUAUGCACUGGUAAAUGUUGACACAUCUAGCAAAACGUCUUCAGGCAAGGCUAGUGCCAAGAACGGUAGCUCCCAGAAUCCUGCGGGCCCUGUUCCUAAGACUCAACGCGAGUUAGCUGAAGAACCACAAAAGCACCCAGGACUUGUAGGUUUGGGAAAGGCAGAUCUCAUUUCCUACUUGCCUAUCUGGCCUGAGCCGGACCCACCCAGUGAUGUAAUAGGGUUUAUUAAUAUACGAGACACGAGCAAGCCUGCACCGGUGCAUUUAAUGCGCUCGCAGAUGUUUGGAACAUCGCAAGCGAUCCGCUUCAAAGACCCUUUCGUUGCCCCACCCGAGGAUCCGCUACCAGAAAAGGCCCAACUUAGGUCAGAACAGCGGAAAAAAGAUACUGUAGAUGCGAAAGUUCCAUCAAGCAACCAGCCCCCAAAAGAUGACCAGCCAAAUAACCAGCUCGCAAUUAAUGCUCAACCGGAGAUGAACUCCGUCAGCAAUCAUCAAGAUGCUUCAGCGUCUCCAUUCCAUUUUCCAAGCACCCAGACGGAGCACAAUGACCCCAACCCCGCUCCUCCACAUGAGCAACAGCCCAACCCUAAACCGAUGCAUUCCUCUUCAGAAAACCUGCAGGCUACAGAACACCCUGUGCCCAAGCCACGCACCUUACGCGUGGUAGUGAAGUCGCCGGAGGGAUCUGAAGAUACAGAUAUCAGUUUGGUCAAAAGCGAGGAGAACCACAAGGUUACGCACAAGGAUGCCCGUGAAAACGAUGCUGAUAGCACCGUUGCGAUUUGUGAAAAUUCAUUUAAGGAUAAAGAUGAGACUUCCAUAACAUCGGAUGAGUACUUUGAGUGUCCCGACACAGACAGUGCAAGUCCUAUUGACAAGCUCCCUAACGGAACGUUGACGGGCUCCAGUCGAAUUGGAGACCACCCCCAUGACACAGUUAACAUGAUGGCCCGGUUCUCUCAAUCCAUGCUGGACUUGCGAUCAGAUGAUGUCGAACCAGGCCUACAAGGUGCUGUUGAGAAAAAUCUACUGAACGCACAGAACGGAGACAAAGCAAAGCUUAAUCGAACUGUCUCCAGGUCACCUGUUCGAGACCCCUAUGGCCGAGCCAAAAUGGUGAAUGCUAAACCAGGAGCGUUUAAUGCACCCCAUCAAAACAGCGGGCAUGUGAUGGGGGGUCAUAGGUACUGGUCGGGGAAGGUUUAUGACCAUGAACUCCCCUCAAGUGGAUUAAUACAGCAAAAUUUGAACCGUACUGGCCGGUCCCCUCAAAGACUCAGCACUGCCUAUAGAAUAGAUGGACUGCAAAGCAACCAUUCGCCUGCUCAUCGGCUCACACACUCCUCUAAAUCCCCACCCGCUCAUCGGGCAUCUCAAAUGAACUCUUCUUUGCCUCGGGGACACGUUGACACGCCAUUAGGAAUCUCUUUUUCUAAACUUGCCAGCUUCAAAAACCUUCAAAAGAAGGUUUCUGUCAACCCGACUGGUUUUCCCUUGGGGGAUCCAUUGUCACGGGGACGCAAUGACAAUUAACUGACAUAACAACUUUGUAUUGAGUACAAAGGCAUGAAUGUGCAAUAAUGUAGCCACCAAUCUGCAUUAAUAUAGACUGGAUUCAAACUGGAUUUUUAAACUAACACAGUGUUAUAGGAUAAAAACACUGUAUUUAAUAGCUGGACGAUGGUGAAUUUUGGUAGGGCAGUGAGUAAUGCACAAUUAUCUAUUACAAACAGCCUGAUUUUGUUGAUGUGCCUGUAGAGUCUGGACUGCUUGUUUAGGUGUGGACUGGAAUUUGGUGGUGGAUUACUGGAUUUGUGACCACGGUGAUGGCAAUUUCACAUUUGACCUCUAUUAUUUGCUAACAGUAUCUUCCAUUGAGAGAAAAGGAGUGAGCUAAAUAUCAUGUGUUGGCUAGGGGUUGCACGGACUGAUCGAUUACUUUCGCCAUUGGCCAAAUAUGUUCGGAAAAAUAUAAUGUAACCUAGAGGUGGUUUAAAUCCUCAAAAUAUGUUAUGAAGAACCACAGUGAAUGAAUGUGCUGCCAAUGUCGGGCCUGAUAUGUUGUCCGAGUUCAUUUAAAGCUGUUCACAUACAUUUUUGUGAAACCCAUCUUGUGAGUUGGACAUUACUGUUUUCUGCAUUGUUUCGUCAAUGACUGCACUGUUAAAAAAAAAAUGCAACAAAGUUAAAACAAUUUGAUUUUGCAAGUCAAUUCAAACUACACUUUUAAGUUUGUACUGAGGGGCAAUCGUUCGAUCUCUCUGAUGAAAUCAAUACGGAAGUGACUUAAACUGCAAUUAAUUGACUGGCCACUAGAGGCUGGCUCCAAAAGGGAAUCAAUUCCCAUAGACCCCCUUGUUAAAAUGCACAACUUUACAGCAGAAAAAAAUGUUUACAGCCUGGUACAAAGUGUUUUUGGUCUAUAUAGCUAAUUUUUAAAUGCAACUUAUUAAAACAAUUUGAAAUUGUUUUACUUAUAUUUUAUGUUACUUUAACUUAAAAAAAUUUGAUUUGACAAAAUGCUGCAUUUUUUUAUUUUACAGUUUGCAAAUGUUACAUCACCUAAUUUGAACGUGUAUGGCGACUAGUAAAAACAAGUAGUCGUGCAAGCCUUAGUGUCUUCCUGUCAAUUUAAAGUGGAUUAAGUUGAACAGCUAGCUAGAUUUUUUAUCUGAGUAUUUUUAAAGAUUUGCAAUUAUUUUCUUUACCUGCCGAGGAGGUAUUGGGAAAAAAAGGUUUUAAGGGUGUAAACUAAAGAAAGUGUUACAACUUAUUUUCACAAAUACAGUUUUCAAAGAGACAUCUCACAUGUUUGCUUUUAAGUUUGUAUUAAAAGUUUUUUCUAACAUAAUCUUAAAAUCUUUCAGAAAUUUUUAGAUGCUAAUUUGCUCCACACUUAUUCCUACAGUCUUUGUAGGGGAUAUACUUGAAUCAUCUGGUGAACUUUUAAAUAGACGCAAGGCUUCAUUUGCUUUUUCAAUAUAGGCCUCAUAAGGUGGCCGCAGUAUUUAAUUUGAUGUGAAAUAAAACAAGGCUGUGAGGGAUCGAUAUUAGGCAUGGGCCAGUGACCGGUUUCAAGGUAUACCAAGGUUUUAAACAGUCAAGGUUUCAAAACCACUCAAAUAUUCUGUGAUACUGUCUCUAAAGUAAGACCUGUGUUUAUACAAAAUUCAUUACAUCAUUAAGUCAUGUGAUUGAUUUGAUGUUCAUAUUAAAUAUACAUCAGAAAAUAUUAUAUAUUUUUUGAAAGCAUAUUAUAAUUUAUUUGAAAAUAACACAUUUUAGUGUUGCAAUGUCAAUACCACAACACUGUGAAACUGUGGUAAGGUUAUCAUACCGCCAGAAUCUUAUACCGGCUCAUGCAUAAUAGACAAUUUAGUACAAACAAAAAAAAAUCUAAAAUGGCUUAUAAAAAUAAAUUAAACAUGCAGUCCUUUAAUUUUGCCUUUAUCACCAUCUCUGUUUGAAACAUAACAUUGCAAGUACUUGUUUACAUGUACAGAAAAACGAUUAACGUUUACUACGAAAUCUGAUCUGGUAGUUCAAAUUGAAGAGCUCCGAUGCAAAACCCUCUAAGUGUGCAUUUCUUGUAAAUUAGCAUUUCUUAUCAGACUGUAUGCUUAUUCCAACAAACCAGUAUUUCUUAAUGGCUUGAGGCCAGGAUUAAGCAGAUUUGAAGCGAAAGUAUUUGGGUGAUUCUCACGAAAACUUGGUCAAGCAUGAAAAUGUAAAAAUUGCUUAAAUUUACUUUUUUCCCACCAGACAUUGAAAAACAAAGUCUGGAGUAAAUGGGAACAUUAAUUUAAACAAUUUUACUUAUCAUUUAACACUUUUUGUAACAUAAUUUAAAAAAUUUGUCCUAAAAAAUCUCAUUACCGCAACAGUCAGAAAACAUCAACACUGACAUAUUUUCAAAAUGACAUGACAAACCUGAAAGAACAUAAUUUGGAGAUUGUGCACAUGCAUUUAAAAUCAAAGUAUUAUGCUUCUAUUAAUUAAAUUAAAUUAAACAUUUAAUAAGCAUCUGUUGCGGUAAUGAUAAUCAAAAUGUCGUGUAAGCAUUCUGACAAGACAAUAUUUCAAAUUAACUGUAAAAAAAUGAUCUUACCUGGUAGCCAUCUUGAAGUAACUGGUCCAUGUGCUUGGUCACUCAAAAUCAAACUUUAUUAAAAUUCUGUAUGUGUGCUUAAACUGUUCUCAAAAAGUGUUGCGGAGGAUGAGAACAUCAGGCAUGGACACAUAAUUUUCAUAAUUUUUCUUCAUUAUUAUUAUACAUGAAUAUUCAGUAAAUAUUUUUUCUGUCAUCUAAAGUAGUCUAGCAAAACAUCCAUUUAUUUUUUUUCGAAAUAUUUUUGUGUUGAUUUGAUUAAAUUACAACAUAACACAUGUUCAAACACAGCCGGACACAUUGCGGUAAUGAGAAUUUCAGCAGAAAAUGAGAUAAAAUUGACAAAUUAUAAAUUCUUAUGUUGAAAUCACACAUUGUGCAAGGUAGAACACAGUAUUGUUUUAAUUCUGAUGCUUUUUAAUAUUACUAUAUUACACAUUUUAUAGCUAAAAUCAUUAGUGCCGUGGUGUUUCAAUGGUUUCGUGAGAAUCACCGAUUUGAUGAACGCAUAAUACAUGCAAAGAUCAUUCGGUUAAGAUCAUCUCAUUUUUGACAAAGGCACCGUUUAGCGUUUUUUGGAUCUGAGCUCAUGAAUUGUAAAUCUUUAUUAUAAGCUUACCUUUUUUAAUCAUUUUGUUUUUGUUUAUUUUUAAUCAUAAAAGUUACAAAUUGCAGCUUUAAGAUUCUACUAAUGAACUUGACGUAUAUCCCUCACAGCCCUGUUUUUGUUCAUUUCAACUUACAAAAGUCAACACUGCCUAUAUGGUCCAUUGGUAGAAAGAAAUGAUGGCUUUGUAGAUUUUUCUGCAAAAGCCUCUACCUCUGUCUUUAAACCUGCGGUCUUUGUGGCAAACAAGCUAUACAACAUAUUGCUUUGUGUGAAUGCAACUCGCAACGCAAGGCAUGUCUUGUACGUGAAACUCUUUACAACGUGUCAAACCCAGGAUCAGUUAAUAUUUUUGAAAGUGUGUGUGUAAGCCUACCUGAUCUGUGCACCAGUACCAUGUUGCAAGAAUAGUUAAGCCCAGUGUCAUGCCUGGCCAGGGUAAGUCUCCAUGAACAGGGUCUCUGAACAGGUGCAUGGCAUCAGCUCUGGGCAGGUGACAUGUAGUGUUUGGGAUGAUCUUCGAUGGUAUGGCUUUCAAAUACACACUCUCCAGGUUAUUGUAGCCUCCGAUCUUAUUAAAUGCUGCAACAUGUACAGAGAAACAUAUCAGAUACAUCUGCUCUUGUGAUGGGUAAAAUGUUGAGGCGUAGCAUAAAUGUUUCUUUUUUAUAGUAGCUGUAAAAUAAUGUGGUUUACUUGGAUUACAAAGAAUGGAAUGUAUGUUUUGAGUUUAACAAUUUAAAAAUAAAUAUUUAAAUCCUU